This is a messenger RNA of Batrachochytrium dendrobatidis JAM81, 2376 nucleotides long. RefSeq lists its product as uncharacterized. Bases 1 to 2376 code for a protein of 791 amino acids. NCBI's taxonomy places the organism in Eukaryota, Fungi, Chytridiomycota, Chytridiomycetes, Rhizophydiales. The record is from RefSeq and is a predicted model, not a curated record. The transcript is spliced from 2 exons.
AUGCAUUAUUUUCGCAUGUUUUUACAGCCAAAAGUCGCUACUAGACCAUUCAACUUGACAAAGUCCCUGACCAGAUACUCUCGAUGUGCUAGUUUUUCUCAUUCAAAUGUACCUCCGAAUCAAAACCAUUUGCAACCUACUGCAUUUCAAAAAAAACCCAUCAAACCUCGACAAUCCUUAUCUUACAUUGAUCAUUCUAUCAAACCCAAACAAAACAGUCUAGAUAUUGGUCAUCAAGGCAAAGGAAAACCAAAAAAGAUGUUUGAUAAAAACAAAUCAAACAAGUAUAAGAUGAAAUCGCAUGCGCCCAAGCCAAGAGCAAACCCAUCGGCUGUUGAAAUGCCAUGGGAAAGCAAGAAUAUGGAUCCACUUGCUGCAUUGAAAAAAUUUCCCGUGUCCAUGCGGUAUGCAGUAGUUGAAAAACAAGAUGUGGUCAAACAAGCCUAUGCAAGUGCAUUGGAGGAGCUAUCAACGCAACCACAUGAAUCUAUUCCACUAAGUACAUAUCUCUUGCUAUCAUCGUCUGCACAGUCAAGCUCACUUUCACUCAGUCUUUUAUGGAAAUUAUACACUGGAUUUAUUUUUGCUGCAUCGGAUCGGUUAACCAUUCUUCCAAGCCAUAUGGAUGAUUUUUUGCGACACAUGUUACGCCAGAUUAAGAUUGUUCCAAACGUCCAAGAUAUUAUCCUGCACAACAAAUUUGCACCUAUCUCACCCAUUCCCGAUGAGCUCAAGUCUAAAAUUGAAAUGAUUAUUCAAGACUAUACUGAUCUUGGAUUUGAGCCAACAUCAACUGUUUGGUCUGCUCGUGUCAUGAUGGCGAUUUGUCAAAAGGAUUAUGAUUUGGCCAAAUCUCAUUACUAUCAUGCACAUCAAAAACCAGCCAUUAGUGUGACCGAUGCUGAUGAUCAAGAGUCUUUGUUGCCAGAGCAAUCAUUAUCUGAAAACGACGCUUUUAAUGACAAUCUGGCGGUUGAAUCUGGGCUAAAGAAAAGUGCAUCUGAAGGGUUAAUUGUCAAAGACCUGUCUGGAUCUACAGGAGAAAAUACAGCCAUAGAUUCAAAUCCAAGUAUCGCCAGCAAAGACAGUGCUAAAACUCACGAAUCUAAACAUGCUUUAGAGUUGAACAAGAUUAAACCCGUUGGAUUGUCUAUUGAGGGAUACAAUGCAAUGAUUGCUCUUCAGACUAAAGAGAUACACGAUGCUCGUCUAACUCUUGUUCCUUGCUCAAUCUUUUCAUUAGAUGAGUUUCAUCAGACACCGGAUUUAAAUACCGAUUUGUCCCAGUCAUCUGAAAAAUCCAUCAACUCUUUUACUGCAACUAAAACUCCAACCCAAUCUAAAAUCUGGAGGGUUUUUACUAACAUGCGUCAAGGUGGAGUUUUACCAUCUAUAGAAACAUUUGAAAUGUGGUUUUUCAUAUUUGGUCGACUGCACCAGCCGUAUGCAGUUCAAAAGAUUCGUCAACAUUUGUAUUUGAAAAAUAUACCAAUGCGAGGCGAAACCUUGUUGGCUUUAGUUGAUGCUUUGGCAGAAACCAAAGCAAACUCAAAGUUAAUUUAUAAAACGAUCAAAAGAUACAAUUCAAGUAACAACGCUACUGACAAAAAAGAUUUAAAAACCAUAUGGCUCAAAUACUGGCUUGCUUUAGAGCAAUUGGAUUCUGCGUGGGGAAUUCUCGAUUACUUUUUAGCCAACAAAUUUACACUAAAUAAUACAACUGCAUCCAUGAUGAUUUAUGCUGGGCAAUUGCGUCACCCUGAAGAUCCACUUAUGACUGAAAAAAGGCUUGGCAGUUUUUUAGAAACGGAGUUGUUGCGAGGCAAUGCUGAUCUUUCUCCAAAGAUUUGGUCCGUUCUUAUCAGAUCAUAUGCCAAUUACAAGGGAGAUGACGCCCACGAUCUGGUUGUAUCUGCGUAUACAACUCUUGUUACAACUCUUAUUCCAGCAUGGACUACCAACAGUAUGUAUGGGCUUAGUCUUGAAGGCGACACCAACUUCAAAUUGGAUCUACUUACUCAAGAAUGUAUUGCGUAUGCACUUGGAAAAACACUCAACAAGGAGGUUACUUUGACGUUUUUUAACAGCAAUGUGGUGUCGACUGGUGCUAGCAAAGGAUUGAUUGAAAAGUUCAUGUCAGGAUGGAUUGAUGCAAAAGGAUCUACUGACGGUCUUGAAGUGAUUGUCGCAAAGAUUAUGGAAGCAGAGCUGAAUGAUUUAGCUGACAGCGAGUCUACUGCUAAUCACGCGGAUUCAUCUGGUAUAGCUGAGCGGCUUAAUACAGCUUCUUUAAACGAGUCUGAUGUUUUUGAUACAACAGAAUUUUUACAGAAUAAUGAGCUGGACUUGACUCGAGAUGAGCCUAUUAAAAAAUAA